This is a messenger RNA of Aspergillus nidulans FGSC A4, 1771 nucleotides long. RefSeq names its product protein kapG. Lineage: Eukaryota; Fungi; Ascomycota; Eurotiomycetes; Eurotiales; Aspergillaceae. The transcript is spliced from 2 exons. The record is from RefSeq and is a predicted model, not a curated record. The coding region runs from base 646 to 1497 and encodes 283 amino acids.
UCUCUCUUUUCCUUCUUCCCUUUUCCCUCUUCUCGUGCUGUUAGUCUGCCCUCUCUGCCUCCUGUGGUGCCCGAGUGCAGCUCCCGGCUAUCUCGGCCUUCUGCUUGCUUAACCCACUCACUCCCUCUCCUCCCUCCCGAAUUGGUUCCUUGUUUCUGCCUUCCACAAGUUCCUCCUCUUUUCCAGACUGACUCAAAAUUAAAAAAGAAAAAAAGAAAGAGCGAACCCCUUCCUUAAACCCUUUAUUCAAGUACUAUAAAAGGUUUUCAGGAACAAAUCCUCCGAGAAGGGAGACACCAUCCCCCAAAAAAGCAGCCUUAAUAAUAAUUAUUACCCGUGGACACACCGAGGGAUUACGGCAUCAAACUCAGCGUCAUCCUCCAUCUUCACUCUAUCGUCCACCGUCGUCCCUCGACCUUCGCAGUCCUUCUUUUAAUAUCCCCCCGACUUAAUCGCGAAUUAUACCCCGACACGACUUGACACGAUCGCUACGACUUUUAAAACCCAUGCUUUGAGGUUCCCUGUUUCGUCUCCCCCCACCCCAACGCAGAGCGAUGAUUAUCCUCAGGGUGGAACACUCAGUUUCUCCAAGAUUGCGACAACAUCACCUUUCCCGUGUCAUCGAUAACAGAGCCAUCGACGGCGAUGCCUAUAGCCAGUGAGAGCACCACCACGACGACAACCAUGACAACGUUCUCUGCUCCGGUCACUGCACCUCGGACUCCUCAUAAUCAGGCUGCCCUGGCCGCUUCCUUUACAAAUUUCCUCACCGUCUCUGUACAUCAGAUUUUAUGGCUCCGGUCGGUCUAUCCGCGAGCGACAUUUUUACCCGUUCGGGCUUACAACUAUCCCGUUCGACAGUCCCGCCAUCCCAAGGUGUGUGACUACAUAAACGACGCCUCAAUUGCAGUCGGAACAGAGAUCCUAAAAGGCACGAUAACGGCUGUCAGCAUUAUUCUGUCAUCUGCCCGCACAAAUCAGCCUCUCGAACGAUAUGCCUUUGAUCUCUCAGGAUUCCCUCGUGUGCCCCCCGGGGAGGUGCACACCACUUUCGAAGACAGGAUGGAAGACUCAUCCAAGAGUGCCCCGCAUAAUUCCCAAGUCCUCGACCUCGAAGCGCAAUUCCGUGCUUGUCUUGCGAGACUUGCAUCAGCUUGCGCCCGAUUGACUCCUUUACCUCGUGAUGAUGAAUUCAGUUUUACCGUUUGCAUCGAAGUCCGCGAGGAUGCCUUACCUCCUGCGGGGACCACAACAGAAGAACAGACCUGGGUUGUGGCGGAACCAGGCAAAGUUCAUCUCCGAUCAUGUUCGGCUCCAUAUUCCGUUUCGAAGCUCAAGAACGGUGGGCCGCAACAACCGCCCCCGAAAGUGUCCAACGGCCGUGCCAAAACAGUGCCGGUACGUCGUGUAGAAGCCGGAGAACUUCGUCUCGAGUUAUGGGUGGAAGAGGCACGGCAGAAGUUCAAUGAACCGGUGGAUUCUGAGCAUCCGCCAUAAAUGAACUGACUUGCUGCUCAUAUUUUCUGCUUGCCAAGUUUUCUACUACUGUGGAGCAUUCGGGGGUGCUUCGUUUCUUAACAGUUUUUUACCUCAUUACUUCUUGUUUUAGCGUGACCAAUGAUCGAACAUAUAUGAUGGAUGAAGUGAAAUUCUGGUAUCGUCGUCCAAUGAGUGGUGCAAAUAUAUAAAAUGGGGAGCGGACGAAUUUUGGGACUCGCAUGGCAUUUACAUAGAUCAGGUUCAUCAUCUCUUUCAUUCCGCCAUUUCAUAU